AAUUCAUUUCACUGACCAGAUUGCUAUGAGAGCCGAGAUCGUCCUGGGUAAAAUCUUACAGAAGAAAUCAUGGAGACGCUCCAGCUACAUUGUAUCUUCCAAGAUAUACUGGGGUGGGAAAGCGGAAACAGAGAAGGGACUCUCAAGAAAGCACAUUAUAGAAGGGUUGAAAGCAUCAUUAGAGAGACUACAGUUAGAAUAUGUGGAUGUUGUAUUUGCCAACAAACCAGAUGUUCACACUCCUAUGGAAGAAACCGUAAGAGCUUUCACCCACUGUAUCAAUCAAGGCUGGGCUAUGUACUGGGGAACGUCCAGAUGGAGCCCAACUGAAAUCAUGGAGGCAUAUUCUGUAGCCCGACAAUUUAAUCUGAUUCCACCAAUAGCAGAACAGACAGAGUAUCAUCUGUUCCAGAGAGAGAAAGUGGAGACACAAAUGCCAGAGCUAUACCAUAAGAUAGGUAUAGGGACUAUAAUUUGGUCACCUCUAGCAAGUGGUAUUCUCAGUGGUAAAUAUGAUGAUGGUAUACCAAUAUAUUCCAGAGCUGCACUAAAGGGAUAUAGCUGGUUAAAGGACAAGAUAUUGAGUGACGAGGGCAGACGUCAGCAGACCAAACUUCGGGAAAUUGCUGAGAUAGCUGACAAGUUAGGCUGUUCUUUGUCACAGCUCGCCAUAGCAUGGUGUUUAAAGAAUGAGAAUGUACACUGUGUUUUAUUGGGGGCAUCUACAGUUGAUCAACUUUACGAGAAUAUACAAGCUUUGCAGUAUGUUUCGAAACUAACAUCUGGUAUCAUGCAUGAACUGGACAAACUUCUUGGCAACAAGCCAAGUAUUUCGCGACGUGAUAACGUCUCCAGGUGACUAGCUACACAACAAAGUCACGAGCAUGUCGAGGGCACUUCGUACACUGAAUCGCACCCUUCAUCUACACAACGAAAAGGCUCACUGCUCCCUUACAAUGCCGCAUGCAGUCUGCAAUAAGAUCCAUUCACAAAUUUAUAUUGUGUUUAUGCCAGUGUAAAGUGUUUCGAUUCACAGUAUGCCAUUGUUUCACAGGACCGAGUCUUUAUCGUUGAAAAUAAUCUCUCAGUUACUUGAAUGUCUUGUAAAUUUAUGGUACUGAUUAAACGUCGCAGUACAAAGUAUCAUGAAUCUAGGUCGAUAUAUUGUGACACAUUCAUUCAUUGACCAGUAUUGCAUUAUGGACUUUUUUGGUUCAUAAUCAAAAGUAUUUUUGGUAGACUAAUUCUGUAAAUGUCAUUCAUAAAAAUUUUGGGAAAGAGACUGGUUUUGCUAAAAUCAUGAAAGUGUAUUUCAUGUGGACUGGUUGUCUUAUUUUAUUUUUCAUAAACACAUACAUGAAUUUCAUUUUUUUUUCCUUAAAAUAAUUAUAAAUGUCUUAUUAUAAAUGUCUUUUCAUUGAUGUUUAAAUUUGAUUUUUCCCUGAAAAUCAUUUCGUCCCAUUUACCAAUGACUGAAUAAAAAUUGUAAACUGUUUUUGCAAUUAAAAUAAAUUUACUUAAACCAGUCUGCUCUGAAAAUAAAAGACUAUGAGAUAUAUGUAAACCAGUCUGUGUCACUAUUUCUUGUGCUACAAAAUCAUGUUAUUAUAUUAAGGUCUGGUACCAUUCUGUUUAAACCCUUAACCUGCUGACUUUGUGAAAUGAAUUUUCACUCCUUCGAAUUUUGGAACAGUCCGUUUAAAGUAUAAUGGAAAUCAGUAUCAAAUUACAAAAAAAAAAUGAGUUCCUUAGAAUAUAAAACCUCUGGUCAGAUUGCACCAGAAGUACUGACUGGCCUGGUCCAAGACUAAUAACUUUGGAUUCAUUCAGGUUUAUAGGCUAAAUAUUGGUACUGUACCAUUACUAAUUUAAGAUUAGUUCCUAGCCAUAAUGUGUUUAUAGAUUGGUUCCUAAUCAACAUGUGUUUAAAGAUUGGUUCCUAGCCAUUAUGUGUUAAAGAUUGGUUCCUAGCCAUCGUGUGUUUAAAGAUUGGUUCCUAACCAUCAUGUGUGCCAUAGAAACUGAUGAAAAUUAUCUGGUAGCUUUAUAUCAAGUCAUAUAUGUGUCACUUAGAUAUGCAAUUUUAUCAUAGUUUUAUAUGUAUGCACCAAUAAGUUAUGUGUAUUCUAAGGUUUUGUUGCAUGCUGUCAGUGAUGUUAAUGUACCACUGUUUGUGCCCACUGUUUUAUUGACUUGAUUGGAUGUCCACACAUAAUUUAUUGCAAAAUAAAUGUAAUACAUAUGAAGCAUUUUAACAGACAAUUUAUGAAAUGUAAUACAUAUGAAGUAUUUUUAGAGAUAAUUUAUGAAGUGUAAUACAUAUGAAGCAUUUUGAGCGGUAAUUUAUGAAGUGUAAUACAUAUGAAGCAUUUGAGAGAUAAUUUAUGAAGUGUAAUACAUAUGAAGCAUUUGGGAGAUAAUUUAUAAAGUGUAAUACAUAUAAAACAUUUUGGGAGAUAAUUUAUGAAGUGUAAUACAUAUGAAGCAUUUUGAGCCGUAAUUUAUGAAGUGUAAUACAUAUGAAGCAUUUUGAGAGAUAAUUUAUGAAGUGUAAUACAUAUGAAGCAUUUUGAGAGAUAAUUUAUAAAGUAUAAUACAUAUGAAGCAUUUUGAGAGAUAAUUUAUAAAGUGUAAUACAUAUGAAGCAUUUUGAGAGAUAAUUUUAUAAAGUGUAAUACAUAUGAAGCAUUUUGAGAGAUAAUUUAUAAAGUGUAAUACAUAUGAAGCAUUUUGAGAGAUAAUUUAUAAAGUGUAAUACAUAUGAAGCAUUUUGAGAGAUAAUUUAUAAAGUAUAAUACAUAUGAAGCAUUUUGAGAGAUAAUUUAUAAA
Molecule: messenger RNA, 2829 nt
Organism: Ruditapes philippinarum (Manila clam)
Lineage: Eukaryota; Metazoa; Mollusca; Bivalvia; Venerida; Veneridae
Product: voltage-gated potassium channel subunit beta-2-like
Biological process (GO): regulation of potassium ion transmembrane transport; transmembrane transport; potassium ion transport
Cellular component (GO): membrane; cytoplasm; voltage-gated potassium channel complex
Molecular function (GO): transmembrane transporter binding; voltage-gated potassium channel activity; potassium channel regulator activity
Source: RefSeq, a predicted model, not a curated record